Spodoptera frugiperda (fall armyworm) is the source of this 2363-nucleotide messenger RNA. RefSeq names its product arylsulfatase B. NCBI's taxonomy places the organism in Eukaryota, Metazoa, Arthropoda, Insecta, Lepidoptera, Noctuidae. The transcript is spliced from 11 exons. Bases 82 to 1677 code for a protein of 531 amino acids. The record is from RefSeq and is a predicted model, not a curated record.
GAUAGCCUAGUUUGGUUCCAACCGCUCCGAGUACUCAUUGUGUCGAGCUACCGGCAUUCGUAAUCGGGAGGGCAGCGCGUCAUGUUGUUAUUAACUUUGUGGUCAGUGCUGUGCGUCGCGUCGGCUCAAGUCAGGCCGAAUAUUGUGAUCUUCCUUGCUGAUGACUUGGGAUGGAACGACGUCGGUUUCCAUGGCUCGAAUCAAAUCCCGACACCAAACAUCGAUGCGCUGGCAUAUUCUGGCCUCAUACUGCAGAACUACUACGUGACUCCAAUAUGCACGCCGUCGAGAGCUGCGCUUAUGACUGGAAAAUAUCCUAUACACACGGGAAUGCAACACACCGUCAUUCGAGGUGAAGAGCCGAGAGGUCUCCCUCUAUCAGAGAAAAUUCUUCCACAGUACCUGAAGGACUUAGGUUACAAAACACAUUUAGUAGGAAAAUGGCACUUAGGACAUUACAAGAGGGAAUAUCUUCCUAUGAGUCGAGGAUUUGACACGCACCUAGGAUUUUGGACGGGAAAAAUUGAUUUAUAUGAUCACACAAAUAUGGAAAUAGGCACUUGGGGCUUCGAUUUCAGGAGAGGUUAUGAGGUAGCAUACGAUCUCUUCGGAAAAUAUGCGACAGAUAUUUACACAAACGAGGCAGUCAAGCUAGUAGAAGCCCAUAAUAAAAGUGAGCCUCUGUUCUUGAUGGUAGCACACUCAGCGAUGCACAGCGGAAACCCUUCGGAGUUUCUGAGAGCGCCUGACUCCGUUAUUGACAAAUUCUCACACAUCAAAGACUCACAGAGGCGCAAAUAUGCAGCUAUGCUUACCAAACUAGAUGAAUCUGUCGGCAAAGUAGUAUUAUCGUUGAAGCAGAAAGGAUUGUUGGAGAACACGAUAAUUUUGUUCAGCAGUGACAAUGGCGGACCAGCUGCAGGAUUUAACGACAAUGCUGCUUCUAACUAUCCUUUGAAAGGAGUGAAAAAUACUCUAUGGGAAGGUGGCGUCCGUGGAGCGGCCCUAUUGUGGAGUCCUCUUAUAAAACAACCGUCACGAGUCGCGAAUCAAACGUUCCAUAUUGCUGAUUGGUUACCCACAUUGUACAGUGCCGCUGGAGGCGAAACCAGUGUUUUCAAAAAUCUUGACGGAUUCGACUUGUGGGAGGCCCUAUCCAAUGAUCAACCGUCUCAAAGGACCAAAAUAGUACAUAAUAUAGACGAUAUUUUCGGAUCAGCUUCUAUUACAGUGGACAAUUGGAAAUUGCAUAAAGGCACAAACUACAACGGCACAUGGGACUAUUGGUACGGCCCUGCUGGUCGGGACGGCAUGUACAACUUUGAUUUGCUUUAUAAAAGCUACGCGGGCGUAGCUAUCAACAACAUCACUGCAUUACCUGAUAAAGAACGAAUUACAAGCAUCAGGGAUGCAUCAACAAUAAAAUGCAAUAACGCUAAACCAAUCAACGAAUGCAAGCCACUUAAAGCGCCGUGCCUGUUUGACAUACAUGAAGAUCCUUGUGAGCUUAAAAACUUGGCAAAUGAGAAGCCAGAUGUUCUUCAAGAACUACUGUCUGAGCUAGAGAGAGUGAAUGCGACAGCAGUGCCACCUAACAAUGCAGAUUUAGAUACCCGAGGCGACCCAAAGUAUUGGGGACGUGUGUUUACAAACUUCGGUGAUAACGUUAGCUUAUAAACUCCUGUUUAAUUAGAUGUAAUAUUACUAUUUUUUACACAUAGAACUGAUAGAGUAACGUAAUACAAAUAAUUAAUAAGCUAUAGCUGGACUAUUAUGUUAUUAUCAAUUGGAAACAUUCGGACGUCUUUGGUCGUGAUUAUUCUUAGAACUAAUGACAUAGCAAACCGCGACCGAGCUGACUUGGAAUGUUUCAAAUUGACAAUUACUUAAUAGUCUAGCUGUUCUUGACUGAAACGAUAAUGAAUAAUACUUAUAACUCUUAACUUUAUAUAGGAUUCACUAUCAAAACUCAAGACAUUCAAUUUUAAAGUAUGUACCUUUAAUGUAAUUGCCAUUAAGUACAAUUUAUAUGAAUUAGGUAUGUUUAGUAACAGCAAUAAUGUACGUUAAGAAGGUUGUUUGUAUGUAUAAUGACUAUUUAUAAAAGGCUAGCUGGUUUAGCCUACCUACCUAAUGUGUUAAUCGAAUGUAUGCAAAUGUUAAUAUUAUUUUAAUGUGACGAAUGAAGUACAAUAUAAUAUUUUAUUACAUCCAAAAGUACAAUGACAUUCUACCAAACUAAAAUAUAAUACUUACUUAUAAAUAUUAUUAUAAUUUUAGACAAUCAAACCAUAACAAAAGCAUAAAUUCUGAACAAUGAACUACAAUGAGAACUCUUUUUGUAAAUAAAUUAAUCGUGAGAA